This is a messenger RNA of Paramecium pentaurelia, 1103 nucleotides long. The record is from the annotation of a GenBank genome assembly. NCBI's taxonomy places the organism in Eukaryota, Ciliophora, Oligohymenophorea, Peniculida, Parameciidae.
AUGAAACAAAAAUUACAGAAAAUUAAAAAAAUGAAUUGUUCAGUUUGUUUGAGUGAUGAUUGUUAACUAUUUACAAACAAAAUUUGUAAAUGUUAAUUCUGUUAUGAUUGUGUUCUUAAUUGGAUUGAAGAGAAAAUCAAUUUAAAAUAGUAAGUCAAUUCAAUAUCAUGUUUAAAUCAUAAAUGCAAGUAAAUAAUUACAUUAGAAAACUUUCGAUAAUCAAUAACGAAUAAACAAAUUCAAGAAAAGUAUAUGGAAAUUAUGUUAAAAAAUUAUUUUCAACAAACACAAGACAUUAGACCUUGUCCAAAUAAUAAAUGUAAUUAUUAUGCAUUUCUUCCAACUAAUAGAUGUGGCAAAGAAUUCUCUUGUCAAUAAUGCAGUAAAACAUUUCAUUUAUAUAUUUAGAUUUUAAUUGGCUUGAUAAACAAUAUCUGUCAUAUGAUAAAUUAUUCUUAUUAAAAAUUAAAGAUACAAAAAGUGACAUAUUAUCAUCUGUCUUUGAAUUCAUUUCAACAUAGGAAUGUCCUAAGUGUGAUUCUAAAAUUUUGAAAAAUGGUGGAUGUAGUCAUAUGACGUGUAAAAAAUGCAAUUUUUAUUAUUGUUGGAGAUGUAACAAUUAAUUGAAUGACAAUGUUCAUAAUGAAUUUCUAUGUUUUAUUAGAGUACUUUGUUAUUUGUUAAUGAUCCUUUUCAAUUUUGCUGUUACAUUUUAUUACUUAGGAUGGCUUUAAUACUUCAUUAUGAUAAUUUGUUACCCAUUAUAUGGAUUGGGUCUAUCCUUACUAUAUAAUUCCUACCUUAUCUUACCUACAACUAUAAUAGCUACAUUAGUGUAUACAUACAAAUAAUGGCCAAAAUUAAGUCCGGUUAGAAAAUAGAGAUUCCGCAAAUCCUAAAUAAUAUCCAUUAUAGCAUAAAUAACAAUAUCUAUCAUUUUAGCAAUAGCUACAUAUUACAAUAUUUUCAAUAUUACUUUAUAUCAAGCCCUGAGUUAUCACUACUACUAAUUUAUUAUCAUUAUAUCAGGAGGCUCUGUAGUGUUAGUGAUAUUGCUAUUCAAUAGUUUUUUUUAUUAAAAUUGGCUCAAAUUUUUGAUUUGA